Messenger RNA from Eruca vesicaria subsp. sativa (arugula), 1704 nucleotides. The record is from the annotation of a GenBank genome assembly. Lineage: Eukaryota; Viridiplantae; Streptophyta; Magnoliopsida; Brassicales; Brassicaceae.
AUGUCGUCGACGGAGCUGCAGAUUUCGCCGGCGAUUCAGGACCCGCAGGGGCAAGAGAAGCAGCAGCAAGCCGCAGGAGUAGGGAUUUUGCUUCAGAUCAUGAUGCUUGUCCUCUCUUUCGUACUCGGUCACGUCCUUCGCCGUCAUAAGUUCUAUUAUCUUCCCGAAGCUAGUGCUUCCCUUCUCAUUGGGUUGAUCGUUGGUGGUUUAGCAAACGUAUCGAACACGGAAACUAGCAUAAGGACGUGGUUCAAUUUCCAUGAUGAGUUCUUCUUUCUGUUUCUGCUGCCUCCCAUUAUAUUAUAUCCUUUAUUUGAGUUUGCAUCAUAUAUUAAACCUUUCUUUUCAAACUUUGGAGCCAUUGUCACUUUUUCUGUACUUGGAACUUUUGUGGCUUCCAUUGUUACUGGCGUGUUAGUGUAUGUAUCUAUGUCAUGUGAAUGUCUUCUGUUUUUUGACUGUAAAGGUCCCCUUCUAAGCUCUUUUUCUAUUGAAAGGUACCUUGGCGGCGUGAUGUUUCUCAUGUACAGACUUCCAUUCGUUGAGUGUCUCAUGUUUGGCUCUCUUAUCUCUGCCACUGAUCCUGUCACUGUCUUGUCUAUAUUUCAGGAACUUGGAUCUGAUGUAAAUCUGUAUGCCCUGGUGUUUGGAGAAUCAGUCUUAAAUGAUGCUAUGGCCAUAUCUCUGUACAGGACAAUGUCCUUGGUAAGAAGUCACUCAACUGGUCAGAAUUUCUUUAUGGUGAUAGUCAGGUUUCUUGAAACCUUUGUCGGUUCAAUGUCUGCAGGUUUGCUUUUGUUAUCUGCUUCCUCUCUUUUUUGUCUAUAUUAUUCAUUUAUUCUGCAGAACCUGGAGUGCUGCCUCUUUGUGCUUUUUCCAUAUUUCUCAUACAUGCUUGCUGAAGGUCUCAGUUUGUCUGGCAUCGUAUCGAUUCUAUUUACUGGGAUUGUCAUGAAGCAUUAUACCUUCUCAAACUUGUCUGCAAAUUCUCAGCGAUUUGUGUCUGCAUUUUUUCAUCUGAUAUCUUCCCUGGCAGAGACAUUUGUGUUCAUCUACAUGGGUUUUGAUAUUGCCAUGGAAAAGCACAGUUGGUCGCACGUGGGAUUCAUCUUUUUCUCGAUUGUAUCCUUUUACGCAAGUUCUUUUGCUAAUGUGUUUGGUUGUGGAUAUCUGGUCAACUUAGCACGACCAGCACAUAGGAAAAUACCUAUGACGCAUCAAAAAGCACUAUGGUACAGUGGACUUCGAGGGGCUAUGGCUUUUGCUCUUGCUCUGCAAUCUGUUCACGAACUCCCAGAAGGACAUGGUCAAACUAUCUUCACAGCAACUACAGCCAUUGUUGUUGUAACGGUGUUGCUGAUUGGAGGAUCCACUGGUACAAUGCUUGAAGCCCUAGAGGUUGUAGGCGAUAGCCGUGAUACAUCCCUUGGUGAUGGCUUUGAAGUGGUGAACAAUCGUUAUAUGACUAGGUUUGAUGAUGAAGAUUCACCAUCAGGAAGUGGAUUCAAGACAAAACUAAGAGACUUCCAUAGGAGCGCUAAGUCAUUUUCAGAACUAGACAGGAACUAUCUAACACCGUUCUUCACAAGUAAUAACGGAGAUUAUGAUGAAGAAGACGAUAUUAACAAUGAUCAACAACAUCAUGAAGAACGAAUUCCUUUUACUAGAAGAGGGAGCUUUAAUAACCGGGGGCUAAAUUUCUGA